AUGGUGCUCAAGGUCCGCGACCUGGUGGUGAACCAACUCUGGAGAGUACAACCAGUCCACGAGGUGGGUCAUCGUUUCGAGAUCGACAGCUUGGCGGUGAAUGGGGGCGUUCGCGUCAAGAGCAUAUGUGUCAUGUGGACGCAGACGCCGUUCCGGCGAGCGCGGACUCUAGGUGCGGGAAUCCAGCUGAGGCACGGCCUCCUCCAGCUCUGCUCGGCGAGUGUGGUAGUUCUGCGCAUCAGGCUAGACAGUGUCCGAUACUGCCCCCAACAGACGCGGACUAAGAGACAUAUCGCAUCGAGGUACAAAACUCUGGCAAUGCUCAAGGAUGUGGUAGCACGCGAAUAA
Phytophthora nicotianae INRA-310 is the source of this 348-nucleotide messenger RNA. RefSeq lists its product as hypothetical. Lineage: Eukaryota; Oomycota; Peronosporomycetes; Peronosporales; Peronosporaceae. The record is from RefSeq and is a predicted model, not a curated record. Bases 1 to 348 code for a protein of 115 amino acids. The transcript has 2 exons.